CGAAGGUCGCACUACUGUCGUCCGUUCGCCGGCGCCAUUUAUGUAGAGGGGAAGGGAGGUGCGGCCUGUGAUCAUGGCGCUGUUCCCGGCCUUUGCGGGUGUUAGUGAGGCUCCCGAUAGCGGGAGCUCCAGGAAAGAAUUAGACUGGCUGAGCAACCCAAGCUUUUGUGUCGGGACCGUGACGACUCUGAGUCGACAAACUGAAGAGGCCACAGUGCUUGUUUCUGAAGGGGCGCCGCGGACCAGGAGUCCUCUGAAAUCAGACCCUUCAGACGAAAGUGACGCGAACAAAAAGCGCAGACAAACCAGCAGAAAGAAGAAGAAAGAGAAGAAGAAGAAGAGGAAGCAUCAGCACCGCGGGAAAAGCAGGGGAAGACGUGGGCAGUCGGGCAGCAGCAGUGCGUCUGAGUCGGACGCUGGCUCUGUCCGGGACAGGCCUUCCAGGGGCACCGGAGACGGCAGGAAAGCAUCAGAGAAGCCGAGUCAGGAAACCAGUGCUGCCGCGGACCCCGGACAUCGCUGCGUCUGGCUUGAGGACAUCCAGGCCCUGACGGAAGACACCUUCAGAACAGACAAGAAGCCAGACCCUGCGAACUGGGAAUAUAAAUCCCUGUACCGAGGAGACAUAGCAAGGUACAAGAGGAAAGGAGACUCCUGCCUGGGCAUCAACCCGAAGAAGCAGCGCAUAUCCUGGGAGGGGGCCCCCGCGGCCAAGAAGCACGCACACAGGCGUGUCGAGCGCUACUUCACGAGGAAGAGCGUGGCGCUGCUGAACGCCGACGGAGUUGCCGUCAGCAGCCAGAGCCAGCCUCUCGCGUCCGAGCCAGCGCCCUUCAUCCCGGUGCAGGGCUCGGACGACGUGGCCCCUCCCGUGGCAACCUGGCUGAACCCUCUGGGGAUUUACGAUCAGUCCACCACGCAGUGGCUGCAAGGACAGGGUCCCUCAGAGCAGGAGUCAAAGCAGCCAGGCGUAGAGCCAGACCGCGAGGACGCGCUUCUCAAGGCCAAGGUGGAGGAGUUUAACAGGAGGGUGCGGGAGAAUCCUCGGGACGUUCAGCUGUGGAUGGCAUUCGUUGCUUUUCAGGACGAGGUCAUGAAGAGCCCUGGCCUGUAUGCCCUGGAGGAAGGGGGGCAGGAGAAGCGGAAGAGGUCCCUGAAGCUCAUUCUGGAGAAGAAGCUGGCCAUUCUGGAGCGAGCCAUCGAGAGCAACCAGAGCAGCGUGGACCUGAAGCUGGCCAAGCUGAAGCUCUGCGCCGAGUUCUGGGAGCCCCCCACGCUGGUCAAGGAGUGGCAGAAGCUGAUCUUUCUGCACCCCAACAACACCGCCCUUUGGCAGAGAUACCUUCUGUUCUGCCAGAGCCAGUUCAGCACCUUUUCGGUCUCAAAAAUUCACAGUCUGUAUGGAAAAUGCCUGAGCACUUUGUCGGCCGUCAAGGACGGCAGCAUCUUGUCUCACCCGGAGCUGCCUGGCACCGAGGAGGCCAUGUUUGCGCUCUUCCUGCAGCAGUGCCACUUCCUGCGCCAGGCCGGCCACGCCGAGAAGGCCGUCUCUCUGUUCCAGGCCAUGGUCGACUUCACCUUCUUCAAGCCCGACAGCGUGAAAGGCCUGCCCACCAAAGGACAGGUAGAAUUCUUCGAGCCCUUCUGGGACAGUGGAGAGCCCCGGGCCGGGGAGAAGGGCGCCCGUGGCUGGAGAGCCUGGAUGCACCAGCAGGAGCGGGGCGGCUGGGUGGUCAUCUCCCCAGACGAGGACGACGACGACCCGGAAGAGGACGACCAGGAAAUCGGAGAUAGGACUCUGCCCAGGUGGCAGAUCUGGCUGGCGGCGGAGCGGGCCCGCGACCGGAGGCACUGGCGGCCGUGGCGCCCGGACAAGACCAAGAAGCAAACCGAGGACGACUGCGAGGACCCAGAGAGACAGGUGUUGUUUGACGAUAUCGGACAGUCUCUGAUCCGACUCUGCAGCCAAGAUCUGCGGUUCCAGCUGAUCGAGGCCUUUCUGCAGUUCCUGGGCGUGCCUUCUGGCUUCACCCCUCCUGCCUCCUGCCUUUACCUGGCCAUGGACGAGAACAGCAUCUUCGAUCACGGACUUCAUGACGAAAAGCCACUGACUUUUCUCAACCUUUCAUUUUCCGGCGUGAGCUGUGUCGGCCGCACGGACCGGUUGGGCUGCCGGCGCUGGACCAGAGGCCACGACCGAGAGGGCGAGGAGUUCAUCCGCAACAUCUUCCACCUGGUGCUGCCGCUGUUCUCCGGCGGGGAGCGGUCUCGGCUCUGCUUCUCCUGGUUACGGUACGAGAUCGCAAAGGUCGUUUGGUGUCUUCACACUAAAAACAAGAAGAGAUUGAAGUCACAAGGAAAGAACUGCAAAAAACUAGCCAAGAAUCUCCUGAAGGAGCCAGAAAACCGCAACAACUUUUGCCUCUGGAAGCAGUAUGCACAUCUGGAGUGGUUGCUGGGCAACACAGAGGACGCCAGGAAAGUGUUUGAUACGGCACUGAGCAUAGCAGGGAGCGGAGAGCUGAGGGACCGCGAGGUCUGUGAGCUCAGUCUGCUCUACGCCGAGCUGGAGCUGGAGCUGGAGCUGGCAGCGGACCUGAGAGGGGCCGCCACGGCCCGGGCUCUUCACAUACUGACCAGGCUGGCCGAGAGCAGUCCCUAUGGGCCCUACGCCGGGCAGGUCCCAGCCAUUCACGUUCUGAAAGCUCGGAAGGCCUACGAACGGGCGCUGCAGGACUGUUGGGGUGAGGACGGCGUGUCCGACCCACCUGCCCCCGAUUCCCUUAACCGCCUCGUCAGUGUGGUUAAGUGCUUCAUGCUCUUCCAGUAUUUGACUGUGGGGAUCGACGCCGCUGUGCGGAUAUACGAGCAGGUGUUUGCAAAGCUGAAGGGCUCCGUUUCCCCGGAAGGCCCAGGCCCGGAGGCCGGCGCCGGCGCUGGGAGCGUGAGCAGUGCCCUCGAGGCCGCCACGCUGAUGCACACGAGCCUGCUCCGGUUCCACAUGAGAGUCAGCGUCUACCCGCUGGCGCCCCUGCGGCAGGCGCUCUCGGAGGCCCUGAAGUUGUAUCCUGGCAACCAGGUGCUCUGGAGGUCGUAUGUGCAGAUUCAGAGCCAGUCCCACAAUGCCAGUAGGACCAGAAGGUUCUUCGACGCAGUCGCCAGGAGUGCAGAACCCUUGGAGCCGUGGCUGUUUGCAAUUGAAGCUGAGAAAAUGAGGAAAAGGCUGGUGGAGACGGUUCAGAGGGUAGAUGGCAGAGAGGUGCAUGCCACAAUUCCCGAGACCGGCCUGACGCACCGGAUCAGAGCCCUGUUUGAGAACGCGACCCGGAGUGACCACGGCAGCCAGUGCCCCUUGCUGUGGAGGAUGUAUUUGAAUUUUUUGGUGUCCUUGGGAAACAAGGAAAGGAGCAAAGGUGUCUUCUACAAGGCGCUCCAGAACUGUCCUUGGGCGAAGGUGCUGUACAUGGACGCCGUGGAGUACUUCCCCGACGAGAUGCAGGAGGUCCUGGACCUGAUGACGGAGAAGGAGCUCCGGGUGCGCCUGCCGCUGGAGGAGCUGGAGCUCCUGCUGGAGGACUAGAGACCCCCCCACCCCGGGGGCGGGGGCCACACGUCCCAGGCCACGUCGCCUGCCCGAGGGAGCCAGGGUGAGCCCGAGGUGAUGGGGACACCUGCGUGUCAGUGGAUCUCGUUCAGGUCUCUUUCUGGGUCUGUGUCUGGGUGGUCGGUCUCACCUGUCGCACAGUUUUUACGUGUGCAAGUGACACAGAGCUCUCCUGUUACAUAUUGUAUAUGUGAACUUGCGUAUGGAUGUGCACAGACGAGAAUCGGGUCGCUCGAUGAACUAAACCUAUUGUGCUUGGUGCGUGUCCUUUGUUCUGCUCGUCCUGUACCUGGCCAGCGCCAGCCCCCCGCAGGGAGGGGGACCCGCUCACUUGGCCCCCGUGGUGGUCCUUGCCUAGUCUUCCGGGUUUUGCAGUCCUGAUAAGGCCCGGUUACUCAACGCCAGGACCUUCUCCCCCGGGGCUGGUUAGCAGGAGCAGACUCUGCCCGCCCUUUCAGACUAGAGCCCUGGGGAGUCGGUAAAACCUGGCCUGCAACGAGUGUAUCUACAGUUCCGUGUUGCUCCCCGAGUCUGACUCGGCGAUGCCCCCACCUGUGGACCAGCGGCCUCACCCGGGAGCCUGUCCAUACACGGGCUCAGCCAGCUCUGCAGAGUCAGAGUCGGCGUUCGGGCAGGACCCCGGCCCUGGUGGGCCUGGCAGUGCGGAGCGCCCUGCCUGCAGAAACGAGCAGCCCUGAGCUGCGCUGCCGGUGCCUUCCCCCAGACCCGCCCCUGCCCGGGGGCGCACCGACAGCAGGCUGUCCUGUGCUGGGCGCCAGCACUGCUUGAGGCACAGGCCCCAGCUGGCCACGUCCUUGUUUGGAUUUUUGAGGGCUGUCCAGCUUCUUGCCGGUCUUUAAAAAUCACGAUCUCUAGACUGGAAGAAAAAUUUCUUGGCAAAACUCAUCGAGAAAAGCCAGUGCCGCGGAGCAGGGUUUCGGCUAGAGGCAGACGGCUGUGAGGCUGGGGGGGAGGCAGCCCACAGGAAGCUGGCCAGCCUCGCAGACACCCGCUGCCCACUUAAUGGCUUCAAGCCUGAACUGCUCGGAAGGGGAAGUGCAAGAAUCGAGAGAAAAGAGGGAGAAGCUCUGGCACUUUCAGAGGAUCUUAAGGGUGAGGUUUCUGAACCCAGUGGGGACAAAGGCAGGACUGAUAAGAGAUUGUUCACCCCUGACCUUUUGAGAUUUCUUUUAGGAAAUCCCCGUUUCUUACCACUACUACUUUCCUGCCCCAGGAACCCACAGACCUUCCAGAAAGGAAAGCUCCAUUCCCUCCGCAGUUCACAGCUUCGUGAACGCAGCCUCUGUUGCUUAAGUGUUACCAGAGAUGGCUGGUGAGCGGCUAUGACCACUUGUUG
Phyllostomus hastatus (greater spear-nosed bat) is the source of this 4961-nucleotide messenger RNA. It is a transcript of the gene NRDE2, whose product is annotated as NRDE-2, necessary for RNA interference, domain containing. The record is from RefSeq and is a predicted model, not a curated record. The coding region runs from base 74 to 3580 and encodes 1168 amino acids. Gene Ontology annotation, biological process: regulatory ncRNA-mediated post-transcriptional gene silencing; RNA processing; negative regulation of RNA catabolic process. Gene Ontology annotation, molecular function: protein binding. The transcript has 14 exons. Gene Ontology annotation, cellular component: catalytic step 2 spliceosome. Lineage: Eukaryota; Metazoa; Chordata; Mammalia; Chiroptera; Phyllostomidae.